Esox lucius (northern pike) is the source of this 2131-nucleotide messenger RNA. RefSeq names its product histidine ammonia-lyase (gene hal). Gene Ontology annotation, biological process: L-histidine catabolic process. The transcript has 20 exons. Gene Ontology annotation, cellular component: cytoplasm. The record is from RefSeq and is a predicted model, not a curated record. Gene Ontology annotation, molecular function: histidine ammonia-lyase activity. The coding region runs from base 126 to 2093 and encodes 655 amino acids. NCBI's taxonomy places the organism in Eukaryota, Metazoa, Chordata, Actinopteri, Esociformes, Esocidae.
UUUGGGUUUUCUUGUGGCGUGGUCCCCGUGCGCACCCAUGAUUGGCUGUUAACUUUGUCGUGGCGGAAGCUGGUACCUUGGAUAGCGACGCUCGGGAGUCAUUUCACCCCAACAACUGACGCGCCAUGCCUCGCUAUACGAUUCACAUUAGAGACGAGUGGUUAACGGUUCCCUGUCGGGACUCCACAUACACCAUCCAAUGGCUGGGGCACGAGGCGCUCAAGCGGUACACCAAGAACAAGCCCGACAACGGGGGCAUCAAAAAGGCUGUGACAGACAUUAAGUUCUUCGCGAGGAGGUGCCAAGGACAGGGGCUGUUGGAUGAAGAUGACACCAUCGAGGAUGUCCUCGAAGACAACGACUUUGUCGAAAUUGCCAUCGAAGGGGAUGCCAUGUCUUCAGACUUCAUUCCAUACCAGCCUGGAGUUUCACAGUUAACAGCUGCAUACAGAGAAUCUGAGAAUUACCUUUUCUUAGACGGCAACAGUUUGACUUCAACGGAUCUGGUCAAUUUAGGAAAGGGUCUGUACAAGAUCAAGCUGAGUCCUGAGGCAGAAAACGGGGUGGUUAAAUCCAGAGAGCUCCUGGACACCAUUGUCAAGGAAAACAAAGUUGUCUAUGGAAUCACCACAGGGUUCGGCAAAUUCGCCCGGACCGUCAUUCCUGUCCACAAGCUCAAAGAGCUACAGGAGAAUCUGGUGCGAUCUCACUCUGCAGGUGUCGGCAGCCCACUGACUCCAGAGAGGACUAGGAUGUUGCUGGCUCUGAGAAUAAAUGUCCUGGCUAAAGGAUACAGUGGAAUCUCCCUGGAAACCCUGCAUAGAAUGAUUGAGGCCUUCAAUGCAUCCUGCCUGUCGUUUGUCCCUGAGAAAGGAACAGUUGGUGCCAGUGGAGACCUGGCACCCCUCUCUCACCUGGCUCUUGGUCUAAUGGGUGAAGGCAAGAUGUGGUCGCCUAAAAGUGGAUGGGCUGAUGCCAAAUAUGUACUUGAGGCUCAUGGACUUAAGCCAAUAUCUCUGAAGCCCAAGGAGGGUCUGGCUCUGAUCAAUGGGACCCAGAUGAUCACGUCCCUUGGGGCAGAGGCUGUGGAGAGGGCCUUGGCCAUCGCCAGGCAGGCGGACAUCAUUGCUGCUAUCACUUUGGAGGUGCUCAAAGGGACCUCCAAGGCCUUCGACAGCGAAAUCCACGCGCUGCGGCCCCAUUCUGGACAGAUAGAGGUGGCCAGGAGAUUCCGCUCCCUCCUGCACUCUGACCACCACCCCUCAGAGAUUGCAGAGAGCCAUCGUUUCUGCGACAGAGUCCAGGAUGCCUAUACCAUGCGCUGCUGUCCCCAGGUGCACGGUAUUGUUAACGACACAAUAGACUUUGCCAAGAAAAUUAUCAACACAGAGAUCAACAGUGCGACCGACAACCCAAUGGUGUUUGCAAAGAGAGGUGAGACCAUCUCUGGGGGGAACUUCCACGGAGAGUACCCUGCUAAGGCCCUGGACUUCUUGGCCAUAGGUGUCCAUGAGCUGGCGGCCAUCAGUGAGAGGAGAAUUGAGCGUCUGUGUAACCCGUCUCUGAGUGAGCUGCCAGCCUUCCUAGUCAACGAGGGAGGGCUCAACUCCGGCUUCAUGAUAGCACACUGUACAGCUGCGUCCUUGGUUUCAGAGAACAAGGUGCUGUGCCACCCAUCUUCAGUGGACUCCCUGUCCACCAGCGCGGCCACGGAGGACCAUGUCUCCAUGGGGGGCUGGGCAGCCAGGAAAGCACUGAGGGUGGUGGAACAUGUGGAACAAGUUCUCGCUAUUGAGCUGAUAGCUGCCUGCCAGGGCAUUGAGUUUCUCCGUCCCCUGCGUACCACAACACCGCUGGAGAAGGUCUAUGACCUUGUACGUAGCGUAGUCAAGCCAUGGAUCAAGGAUAGGUUUAUGUCUCCAGAUAUUGAGGCAGUCCAUCGUCUUCUUCUAGACCAGAAGGUAUGGCACGUGGCUCAGCCAUACAUUGAAAGGUAUAACAUGGAGUUCCUUCCUGAGUCACGCCCAAGCUCUCCUACUGCUUUCUCAUUGGAUCCUCCUGCAUCGCCACGGAAACGUGUCCGCCUUGAGUGAAAGCAUCUUCGUCAUCAUCGUCGUCAUCAUUGUCAAUG